AAUACAAAAAAAAACAUGAGGACACAUGUCAACAAACCCCCAUUCCACAUGUCAUAAGAAGGGAAAAAACCAACUUUAUAUAUAAAGAUUAAGGUUCCCUUCCAACAUUCCGAUAUGGGAUCUAAUAACUACAUCACUCGAGUUCAAAGGAACAUAAUUGCAAUCUUAACACUGGUCUAUAGUUGAACAGACAAUGGCACAAUUCCAAGUUUUGUAGAGAUUCCCAACACCUUAAAUUAAAAUAGAUAAAAAUCAAAUUACAUUACAAUAUCCUUUUCAAGUUACAUUACAAAUAACAAAGUAUUAAAUAUUUCUUUUUACUAAAAGGAUAGGAUACAUUAAUGUCAAAUCUGUUUCCUAUAUAAAUGCAAACACACAUAACAAUUAACAUCAUAAACAUUAGAAAAAGCAGAAAAAAAAUCACAUCAAAGAACCCUAAUUAAUUUCUCCUACAAUGGACGUCUUACCUAGGGAUCUCAUGCACAAAAUUCUCUUCAUGAUAGAUCACAGAUCCGUGGCGAUGAUGCGUUGCACAAAUAGAUCCCUCCAAACGCAUAUAAACGACCCAUAUUUUAAAUCUGAAUACUCUUCUCGGGUUGGAUCCGGUUUGGUACAUAUCUCGGCGUCUGGCUCAAGUUAUCUCUCCUACAACCCUAACGGCGAUUCUAGGUCACUCAAAACCAAAGAUACCUUAAAGGAGAGUCAUAUCCUGGGAUCUUGCUCUGGCCUUCUACUAGUCUUCAUUGAUGAUCGUCUAUGCGUCGUGAAUCCAGUUACCAAGAAGUUUCGAUACUUUAACCAGUCUUGGUUCAUGCGUUUCACUGGGGUGUUUAGCCAUACAGGCGUUGUUAAUCGGGGAAACAAAAAGCACAUCGGGUUGGUGGUUGAUCGAACCACCAAGAGUUUCAAAAUAGUCCACAUGGUCGAUGUGGGAACAGACUAUGAAAGUAGGUAUAAGUUUGAGAUCAACGGUGAAAACUCAUGGAGACGUCCAAAAACAACGCUUACUUGUCUCUCAAGCGUUCCACUGAAAACACCUGUUUACUUGGAAAGGUCUCUUCACUGGCUGAGAAACGACGGAAGCAUCGUGUCUUUCAAUCUCGAAACAGAGCAUGCACGACUUAUUCCGACCAGUUUUCCCCGGGGAUUGAGUUUAAAAACGCUAUUCACCUUAGGUAAUAAUGGACUAACAUUGAUAUCGGCAACGGAGGAAUACAUUUAUGUUUAUUCCCUUGAGAACAUUCUCCGUGAUCCUAAGUGGGUUUUUGUGAAGAAAAUCCAAAACAUAAUGAUGGACAAAAAGAAGCUUAGUUAUUGGAACUUAGAGGCUUACAACGGCAAGUGUUUAUUGUUGAGGGAGUAUAGGGCGAAGGAAGAAGAACCACUUUUUUGCGACCAAGUGGUUCAUGUGUACGACUUGAGUACUAACAAGUGGGUAGUCAUGGGUUCGAUUCCAGGGUGGUGUAGUGUAAAUCACGAAUUUUUUCAGUUCACACCGUCGACUUCUUAUGUAGUGGGACUUGAUGAGAUUUUGCCUUGGGCUGGCGGACGCAUCUCCUCUCUAAGCACUAUUAUGGCACUGAUUGAUGGAAGCUCAUCAGAAAAGGUGGAAAAACAAUUAGGAAAAGAUCAGCCGGACACAGUUUUUUUUUCUGAGCAAAGUGCUAAAAAGAAAAGAAGAGUGGUGUGAA
Brassica napus (rape) is the source of this 1691-nucleotide messenger RNA. Its product is annotated as putative F-box protein At1g57580. The coding region runs from base 455 to 1690 and encodes 411 amino acids. The transcript has a single exon. Gene Ontology annotation, molecular function: protein binding. Lineage: Eukaryota; Viridiplantae; Streptophyta; Magnoliopsida; Brassicales; Brassicaceae. The record is from RefSeq and is a predicted model, not a curated record.